Molecule: messenger RNA, 444 nt
Organism: Salvia splendens (bonfire salvia)
Lineage: Eukaryota; Viridiplantae; Streptophyta; Magnoliopsida; Lamiales; Lamiaceae
Product: thioredoxin-like 3-1, chloroplastic
Exons: 2
Coding region: 67-444 (125 amino acids)
Cellular component (GO): chloroplast stroma
Source: RefSeq, a predicted model, not a curated record
UGCUGACGCAUAAAAUCUUAUCUCUAAUAACUUGGCUGCUCAAAACGAAAGAGUAGAUUCGUAAACAUGUCAAUUUUGUCACCGAAUUCACACAUUCUGUACCGAGAAAUCUACCAAAAGGAGGCACAGCAGCAGCAGUUGUGGAGCAGUUCGGUCUGGGUAAAACCAAAUGGGUUGGGUUUGGGUUUGGAUCGCUGCAGAAACGAGUGCAGAAAACGAGCAAAGAGAGAUUUGAGAAAUUGGGCGUUUUGGCCUGAAUUGUCCAAGCCUUCAUCUGUGGAGAUGGAGCCAAUUCAAGAUAGCGAGCACUUUGAUCGGAUUUUGGAAUCUGCUAAAGAGCUGUCUCAGCCCCUUCUUAUUGAUUGGAUGGCAACCUGGUGCAGAAAAUGCAUAUUUCUGAAACCAAAAUUGGAGAAGUUAGCUGCUGAAUUUGAUACCAAGUGA